Molecule: messenger RNA, 2118 nt
Organism: Neltuma alba
Lineage: Eukaryota; Viridiplantae; Streptophyta; Magnoliopsida; Fabales; Fabaceae
Product: putative disease resistance RPP13-like protein 1
Exons: 3
Coding region: 1-2118 (705 amino acids)
Molecular function (GO): ADP binding
Source: RefSeq, a predicted model, not a curated record
AUGGCAUCUAACGAUGAGGCAGAAGAUUUAGAUGCACUUCAAAAUAAGUUGAAGGAUUGGUCGUCUAAAGAAAAAUUUCUUAUUGUUCUUGAUGAUGUUUGGUGUGAUGAUUACGCAUUAUGGGAAGCUUUUUUAGCACCUUUCAUAGGUGGGGUUGUGGGAAGCAGAAUUCUUGUUACUUCACGCAAUGAGAAAGUUGCCUUAGCUGUCCCCUCUGAUGAAAUAUAUCACCCAAAUCACUUGUCAGAUGAAGAUGGUUGGUUGUUAUUUACAAAACUCUUGGUUGAGUUGCCUGUUGAUUUUCAUAACCUAAACAAUUUACGUCUUUUAGAUUUACAAUUCAUUAGCUUGAAAAAGAUUCCACCAAAUAUGGGAGAGAUGAAAAAUCUUCAAGUUCGUCUGACAUCAUUUGAAGUGGGCAAAAGUAAUGAGUUCAACAUCAAACAAUUAGGCGAACUCAAUCUUCAAGGACAGCUUUCAAUUUAUAAGUUGCAGAAUGUAGUUCAUGGAAUGGAUGCCUUGCAAGCCAACUUGAAAGAAAAAUGUAACCUUGAGGAGUUACGCUUCGAAUGGAAUGAAGACACCAACGAUGAUUCUCAGAAUGAGAGGGAUGUGCUAGAGAAGCUCCGACCUCACCAAAAUUUGAAGAAACUAUCAGUCGAGUACUAUGGUGGCACAAGGUUUCCAGAUUGGUUUGCUGAUAACACAUUGUCCAACGUAGUGGAGCUCCAGUUAAACAGUUGCAAGUAUUGUUUUGUGUUGCCAUCGUUAGGCCUUUUGCCGUCUCUCAAGUCACUGUUCAUUAGAAAGGUGGAUGGCAUUGUGGCUAUUGGUGCUGAAUUUCUCGGAAGUGAUUAUUCUACUGUUCCAUUUAGAUCUCUUGAAACCUUGAAGCUCGAGGGAAUGGUGAAUUGGGAGAAAUGGGAUUGUACCACUGCUUCAAGGGCCUUCCCAUGCCUUAAAGUUCUUUGUAUAAUAGAUUGUCCAAAGCUGAAAGAGAAUUUGCCGGAACAACUUCUUUCUUUAGAUGAUCUUGUUAUUGGAGAUUGCCCACAACUUGUAGCUUUGGUUCCACGAGCCUCAACAAUUCAACGGUUGACUCUUAAAAACUAUGGAAACGUGCGGUUGGAAUAUAUCCCAUCCACUCUAAAAGAACUCCGCUUUCAUGGACCAUGCAAGAAUGUGAGUUUGCUUCAAAAGAUUGAGCAAACCAUUAAUAACUCCUGUAUUGAAGAGGUUGCGAUUUGUGACUGUCCGGAUUGGGAGUUCCCAUUGAAGCAACAUCAUGACUCACUUCGUCUCAUACAGAUAGUUAGAAGUUGUGGGUCCCUUGGGACCUUCCCAUUGGAUCAAUUCCCUGCACUUGAGGGUUUGCAUCUGUCUGAGUGUAAUAAUCUUGAAAUGAUUUCUAUUUCAGAGGGGCGCAACCAUGGGAAUCUUGAAAUUUUGCGCAUUGAGAAGUGUCCAAAAUUCGUAUCCUUUCCGGAAGAGGGGUAUUCUGCCCCUAGGCUAAACUAUUGCUCGUUUGAAGAUUUGGAGGAUUUGAAAUCAGAACCUGAGCAUAUCAACAUUUUUGCUCCGUCUCUUAGUCGACUAUCUAUAAGAGAUUGUGAGCAAAUGGAAUCGUUGCCAGAGGGGGGUCUGCCAUCAAAACUGAUGCAACUUUCUAUCAGCAAAUGCCCGAAACUGUUUGCAUGUCGAAUGCAAUGGGGUUUGCACAAGUGUGAUUUUCUACGUCACUUGAGCAUCUCAGGUGAUGAUGUGGUGGAGUCUCUACCUGAACCAGGACUACUCCCAACUUCUCUUACUUCUCUUUGGAUCUACAACUGUUCCAAUCUCAGAAUGUUGGACUACAAGGCUCUUUGUCAAUCGCCCUCCCUCAAAGAUUUGACUAUUGUGAAUUGUCCGAGACUCCAAUGCUUGCCCAAGGAGGGCCUCCCCAGUUCCAUUUAUUACCUUGAAAUUAGGGGAGCUUGUCCGACGCUUAAACAAAGAUGCCAGAAACCAGAAGGGGAAGAUUGGGAAAAGAUUGCUCACAUCCCUCACGUUAUUAUUUCUUGCAAACCCUCAGGGGCAAUAACAAAUGAAGAUGCUUUUUUGUUCUUUGGCUUGCCAUGA